Molecule: messenger RNA, 1869 nt
Organism: Venustampulla echinocandica
Lineage: Eukaryota; Fungi; Ascomycota; Leotiomycetes; Helotiales; Pleuroascaceae
Product: Mitochondrial protein-like protein import receptor tom70
Exons: 4
Coding region: 1-1869 (622 amino acids)
Biological process (GO): intracellular protein transport
Cellular component (GO): mitochondrial outer membrane
Molecular function (GO): protein-transporting ATPase activity; protein binding
Source: RefSeq, a predicted model, not a curated record
AUGUCUGCUCCGCUCGAAAUCCCAGUUGGGAGGGGGGUCCCCGACUUCGCGUCAUCCACAGCUUCUACAUCCACUUGGGACCGGAUAUCAAAUUGGGCGUCAGAGCAUAAGGCCGUUGUAUACACAAUUGCUGGUGUGGCUAUUGUUGUUACAGGCGCCGGUGUUGCAUACUAUCUGACUGAUGCGACACCGACCGUAACCGGCCGUGAUACACCAAAGAAAUCGAGUAAAAAAGAGAAGCAGAGGAAAAAGAAAGAGGAGAAGAAGGCAGUGGAUGUAGAGAAGGGAACCACAGAAAGCAAACCGAAGUCGCCGACCGUCGAAACUGUCGAGGAGCUGCCCGAGGUCGAUGAGACAACCGUUGGUAAUCUCACUGAGCAAGAACGAAAGGAUUAUGCUGGAAAGCUGAAAGCUGCCGGGAAUACCGCAUACGGAAGCAAAGACUUCGACACGGCUAUCCACCUGUACGGGAAGGCCAUCCUCUGCAAGCCCGACCCUAUCUUCUACUCAAACCGCGCAGCAUGCUACAAUGCUCUUGGACAAUGGGAGAAGGUCAUUGAGGACACCACGGCAGCCAUCAAUCUGAAUAACGAAUACGUUAAGGCUCUGAACCGGAGGGCGAACGCAUACGAGCAUCUCGAGAAGUUCAGCGAAGCCCUGCUCGACUUUACCGCAAGUUGUAUUAUCGAUAGCUUCCAGAAUGCGUCUAGCGCAGAAGCCGUUGAGAGAUUACUCAAGAAGGUGGCAGAGACUAAAGCAAAGGCCAUUCUUGCAACCAAAGAUAAAAAGCUCCCUAGCUCAUCAUUCGUCACAAAUUACCUGCAAAGUUUCCGAGCUCGACCAGCACCCGCGGGAUUAGAUGACAAGACCGAACUCGCUGAAGAUACUGGGAAGGGACAAUUACAAUUGGGAUUGCGUGCAAUGGAGAAGAAGACUGGUGAUGGGUACGAAGAGGCAGCAGCUGCCUUUGACAAGGCCUUGGACUUGAACGAACUCGGCGAGCAUGAAGCCUUUGCGUACAAUAUGCGUGGAACGUUCAGAUACCUCCGCGGCGAGAAUGUGGAGGCAUUGAGCGAUCUCACCAAGAGCAUCGAUCUCCAACCGUCCCUGACCCAGAGCUAUAUUAAACGUGCAAGCAUGCACUUGGAAUUAGGCAACAAGGAUUCUGCUGCAAAUGACUUCGAAAAGGCCAUGGAUCAUAAUGAUAACGAUCCCGACAUUUACUACCACCGCGCACAACUCCACUUCAUCCUCGGGGAAUUCGCAGAAGCUGCCAAGGACUACCAGAAGUCCAUUGAACUCGAUCGCGACUUCAUCUUCUCCCACAUCCAGCUCGGUGUCACACAGUAUAAGAUGGGCUCCAUUGCCUCAUCCAUGGCGACGUUCCGCCGAUGUAUCAAUAACUUUGGUACAGUACCAGAUGUCUACAACUAUUAUGGAGAAUUGUUGUUGGAUCAACAAAAGUACGAGGAGGCAAUUCAGAAGUUUGAUACUGCGGUCGAGAUGGAGAAGCAGACCAAGCCCCUGGGAAUGAACGUCCUUCCUUUGAUCAACAAGGCUUUGGCACUGUUCCAGUGGAAGUCGGACUUCGGCGAGGCUGAAAAGCUCUGCCAGAAGGCUUUGAUCAUUGAUCCUGAAUGCGACAUUGCUGUUGCAACCAUGGCUCAGUUAUUGCUACAGCAGGGUAAGGUUACAGAGGCACUCAAAUAUUUCGAGCGAGCUGCCGAGCUCUCUCGAACCGAGGGUGAGAUUGUCAAUGCCCUGUCAUAUGCGGAAGCCACACGUACGCAACUAGAAGUGCAGGAGAAAUACCCACAGCUUGCAAAUAGGCUCCAGGGGAUAAGAGGAGGCAUGGGUGGCAUGAUGUAA